CAGGAGCGAGGAAGAACGUCCGUGGUUCAUACGAUGUGGUGCCUUUCAUCGGUUUUAGUUUUCUUUUUCACAUUCAGGGGAAAUAGAGAGGAUGAAGUACACCCCUAUUUACAUAAAUGAUGCCUUUGAUCUGGGUUGUUGAGACUUGAGUAGAGACCUUUCCUACAAAAUGUAUUAGAAAUUAAGUGUAUGUGUAAUGUGUCCAAUGUUCAACUCCCUUCCUUCAGACCCUAAAGUAUUUUUUUUUGUGUGCUAAAUAAUAGGUUAAACUCAAAAUUUAUACCAUGUAAUCCGUUUUAGUUUUGCUCCGGUUACUCCUACAAAUAGGUUAGAACUGAGACCUAUCGUACACAGGUCAUCAGUCUUAGGCCAAAACCUUCUCGGUUGGUGUAUCUUUUAUCAUUGUUUGUAGUUCAUCAUAAACAUGUCAAAAAUAAAAUAAAAUUAACAAAUGCGACAAAAAUUGACAUAUUAUAACUGCCCCUAAAUAAAACUUUACAACAUGUCAUGAACUCAUGAUACACAUAAUACAUCUAUUGUGAAUCUAAAUGUGCAACAAAUAAGGUUACUAAUUUAGGCAAUUAAUAACUUUUAUAUAUCCUACAUUCAAAAUCAGAUGAGAUCCUUAAACUCGACUUAUUAGUUUUUCCCCCAAGAGGAGCAAGUUUUCCUAAUAAUCCCCCACACCAAUUUUAAACUAAACCCAAACAAUCAUUAGUCAUUAAUCAUUAAUCCCUUUCCAUGAUUAGUAUGCAUUCAGAGGCGAUUAUUACCACUUUUAAUUCUCACUCUGCAUUAACUAAUCCAUCUGGGUAAAUCCCCUGUUCAUCUUUUCACCUAAAACAAAAAAUUACAAAUGCCAGAUCAAUCAAAACCCAGUUUUUUACCAGUAAAAUCACCAAAUCUAUCUGUAAUUUCAGAUACCAGAAAAUCCAUGUUCUGUGUUUAUGUGUUUAUGUUAACGUUCAUCCUUUGCACUUUUUUCAUUCUAUUCAACAACCCAUCUUCAUCAUCUUUGAAAUACAUUGCUAACUUCAAAGACUUCUCUCAUUUCUCUUCCUUUUUCUCUCAUUUCUUCCCCAAUUCUUCUUCAAAUUCUACUUUUCAAUUAGGGAAUAAUUACACUAAUUAUAAUAAUAUUAAUAAUGUGUCAUUAUCAUCAAAUUACACCAAAAUUUCCCCACGAGAAACGGUGGGUGAUGAAUUGUAUGAAUCAAUGUUGCAUUGUGAUUUAUUUGAUGGGAAAUGGGUAAAAGAUGAUUCAUACCCAUUAUAUUUACCAGGGUCUUGUCCACAUAUUGAUGAACCCUUCAAUUGUUUUCUCAAUGGUAGGCCUGAUAAUACCUAUGAGAGGUAUAAAUGGCAGCCUCAUGGGUGCAACAUCCCUAGAUUGAAUGGGACACAUAUGUUGGAAUUGCUGAGAGGGAAACGUCUGGUUUAUGUUGGUGAUUCAUUGAAUAGGAAUAUGUGGGAAUCUCUUGUAUGCAUACUCAGAAAUUCAGUGCAGAAUAAAAGCAGGGUUUUUGAAGCUUCUGGAAGAGAAGAUUUUCGUACCGAGGGCUCUUAUGCAUUUAUAUUCGAAGAUUACAACUGUUCUGUGGAGUUCUUUAGGUCCCCAUUCUUGGUUCGAGAAUGGGAAAUUCCUGACAAAAAUGGGUCGAAGAAGGAGACAUUGAGGCUUGAUUUAGUUGAGAGGGCAUCUGAUAGAUACAAGGAUGCAGAAUUUCUGAUCUUCAACACUGGACAUUGGUGGAGUCAUGAGAAAACUUCGAGAGGGGAGGGUUACUAUCAAGAAGGUACCCAUGUCUACAGUCAAUUAGAGGUUAAUGAGGCUUUUCGACGAGCACUUACAACUUGGGGAAGAUGGCUGGAGGCUAAUGUUGAUCCCAUGAAAACACAAGUUUUCUUCAGGGGAUAUUCGAAUUCUCACUUUGGAGGUGGGAGAUGGGAUUCUGGUGGAACAUGUGAUAAGGAAACUGAGCCGAUCAAGAACAUGACAGAUUUACCAGAACAACCCCCGAUGAUCAAAGUAGUGGAGAAUGUGAUUAAGUGGACUAAAGUACCGGUUUUCUAUCUUAACAUCACAACACUGACUGACUACCGAAAAGACGCCCACCCUGCUGCUUAUAGGACAGAGGAGGAGAGGCGUUUACGGUUAAGAUACCAAGACUGUGCACAUUGGUGCCUUCCUGGUGUUCCUGAUACAUGGAACGAGCUAGUGUAUUCUCAAAUCUUGAUUAGAAAUUACCAAAAACAACAAAUGAAGAAGCAACAAGAGCAGCGCCAUUAAAGGAUAUGGCUGAAGAAAUCUGCAGUUUGCAAGAGAGCUCACAAGGAUGCUAAAAUUCAGCAAUAUUGGUAAGUCUUUUCCAUUAAAUGUAUACUAUCUAUGGAGUUUCUGGUAAAGAUUUUAUACCUAAGCAAGAUAAAAGACGGGAUACAGACUGUCUGAAGUCAGAAAAACUUCAACAACCCCCAGCCUUUCCUCGGCCCUCAUUGUCUGCUUUUAUUUAUUUUUAGCCAAUGUUUCUUGGGCAUGAUGGUUAUAGAGUUAUAGCUCUUUCCAGAUAUUGUUGUUGGGACUAUAUCAUGUACCUAAAUGAACAUUAUCUUGUACAUGGCCACAAAAAGGUUGCCAUAAUUGGUUUAUGGUUUUGUAAUACCCUAUUUAAGUAAUGGUAAUGCACUUCUUAAGACA
Molecule: messenger RNA, 2698 nt
Organism: Spinacia oleracea (spinach)
Lineage: Eukaryota; Viridiplantae; Streptophyta; Magnoliopsida; Caryophyllales; Amaranthaceae
Product: protein trichome birefringence
Exons: 6
Coding region: 857-2290 (477 amino acids)
Cellular component (GO): Golgi apparatus
Molecular function (GO): O-acetyltransferase activity
Source: RefSeq, a predicted model, not a curated record